CUGUCCCUUGGAACGUGACGUCAACUCUUUAGAUAAUACCGGGAUUUCCCGUUCAGUUAUUUCGGUUUCAUGACCAGCGUAGCAGUUGUCGAAUGUUUGCAGAACGAUUUUAGAUGUAAAAUUUCCUGCAGUUAUCUUUGAAAUGCCUACACGAAUUCAGGUGAAGGUUGUUACUAAACAGAUAAAAUAUUUGGAAGAAAAGAUACAAGUUCUGGAAACUACCAUUGAACUUAUGAAAAAUGUUGUUACAAAAAGUAAGGCGUGGCUAGAAGAAAAAACUGACCAAUCAUCUGUCAGCUACAUCGAGCUAUCACAAGAACUGGACACAGCAGCCACGGCCUUGUUGGAUGUGACGUCACAUAUUUCAGAUGAAGACAACAAGGAUGUCAACAAACCAACGCCAUCUUUACCACAGCCUGACACACAGACAACAGCAACAUUUCUAACAGGAGAAUCAACAAGACAACUCAAGACACAAGUUCAACAUACAGCGGUUGAAGAACAUCCUGACCUAGAGCGAAGACUCUCCUAUAUUGAAACAACACUAUCUUCACUACAGGACACACAACACAAGUCUACAGAUGACAUAUCAGAAAUAAAACAAUGGAGAGAUAACUUUGUAACAGAACAGAGUGACAUGGGGGUAAACAUUGAACAACUGACUAAAAAACAAAAGCAGAAUUUUAAAAACCUCAGAAAACAAAUGAGUGAACAAGAUAACAAAGUAAAGGAGCUGAACAAAGAAAUUGAAAGUUUAAAAAAAAAAGAAUCCAAGUCAAACAAAACACUAGAGAAACUGUCUCUAGAUAUGAAAGAAUAUGAAAACAAAGUGCGCGAAAUAAACAAAAACAUGCAAGAUAUAAGGGACAGUAUGAAAGAAGGAAUUAAAAGCCAAUCUGAUUUGAUUGUUUCUUUACAAGAUGAAAAUAAUAAAAUCUUGGACAAAACAUCAACCCAAUUUGAAAAGUUACAAUCAAAGCACAAUGUAAUGUAUAAACUCCUACAACAAAGAUUGAUGCCCAUUGACAAACUGAUUCAAAUCUUUAACAAGAACUUUGAAACUAGGGAAGAAAAAUUAAAUAAGCUGGGUGAACUUGAAAAUACUAUUUCAAAGUUGUCUAACGAUUUUCAUCUGAUAGAGUCACGUGUAUGUAACAGAUAUGCUUGUUAUGUGGAGCUUGCUGAUGCCACACAUGUCAGUGCUGGAUCAACUAUUUCAACAUUUAGUGAAGUACAUGAAUAUGGCGGUCAACAUUUUAAUCGAACAACAGGAACAUUUGUAUCACCACAUGAUGGUUUAUAUCUUGUCUGUGUCACUCUACAUGAAUAUGAAUACAAACAGAUUAUAGUUGCUGUGUGGGCUGGAGGCGUGUGGUGUAUGUCUGUAGAAGUGAAAUGUGUCGACACUAGCGCUGCUGGGUCAGUGGUUGUUGACAUGAAGAAAGGUCAAGAACUUUACUUUAAAGUGGUGGAAGCAGAUCAAGACGCAGCUUUAUCCGGCUACAGUAGUUUUACUAUCGUUAGUUUAUAGAAGUACAACACAAAACAUGGUGGAUGGUAAAUUCUCAAAAAUAAAAUAUGUAACCAACAUGUUAAAUACACGCAAUCAACGUACUAUGUGUGAAGACUACAUGUAUACACCUACUUAAAUGGUUUAUAUGUUAUUUGUUUAGUUAACAUUAUACACAUUCAUAUAAUUUAAUGUGAUCACCAAUUAUUGUUCUAUUUGAUUUAAAUAAACAUAUAACUGUAUUUUUAUGUACAUUUUUACUUCUCUGUAUUAGAACUUUAUGUGUAAUAUAUAAUUUAUGUACGUUUAAUGUGAUAAAAAUAAAAAUACAAUGUUUGUGUGUGUUAAAUAUGAAACUGAUAUAUAAGAAGUUGUUUUUCGAGAUUAAACACGGCUACACUC
Physella acuta is the source of this 1912-nucleotide messenger RNA. RefSeq names its product repetitive organellar protein. Lineage: Eukaryota; Metazoa; Mollusca; Gastropoda; Physidae. Gene Ontology annotation, molecular function: protein binding. The record is from RefSeq and is a predicted model, not a curated record.